Molecule: messenger RNA, 1926 nt
Organism: Emys orbicularis (European pond turtle)
Lineage: Eukaryota; Metazoa; Chordata; Testudines; Emydidae
Gene: LRRC70
Product: leucine rich repeat containing 70
Exons: 1
Coding region: 1-1926 (641 amino acids)
Cellular component (GO): extracellular matrix
Molecular function (GO): protein binding
Source: RefSeq, a predicted model, not a curated record
AUGACUGAGAAAGCCAAAGACAGGGAUGUGUGUGGACUUCAAAGUUCUGUACGCUGCACAGGAGUAUUCCUCCAUAUCCUUAACUGUUUUCUUUUGUUGCUGCUCCAGAAAGAGGUACAUGGCUGUCCAUCCGUCUGCCAGCUCUGCACUGGGAAACAAGUUAACUGUCGUAACUUAGGUCUUUCAAGCAUUCCAAAGAACUUUCCAAAAAGUACAGUACUUGUAUACCUCAGUGGGAAUAAUAUAUCGCAUGUAAUUCCAAAUGUAUUAACAGGCCUUCAGAAGCUUGCUGUGCUCUAUUUGGAUAAUUCCAGCAUUUCAUAUGUGCAUCCAAAGGCUUUUGUUGAACUUAGUAAACUGUGCUACUUACAUCUAAAUAAUAAUCACAUAAAACGUUUGGAUCCAGGAAUAUUUGAAGGGCUUUCAGAUCUUCAUUGUUUAUACCUUCAGAAUAAUCAAAUAUCUUUUGUUCCUAGAGGAUUAUUUAGUGGUCUCAUUUCAGUUCGAUACUUAACGCUUGAAAGAAAUCGCCUCAGUAUCCUUGGAAGUGGCACUUUCUUGGGAAUGAUUAGUCUUCAAACGCUUAAUCUAGCCAACAAUAAGAUUUCACGGAUAUCAGAUACAGCAUUUCAUCAUCUUGGAAACCUUGUGUAUUUGUACCUUGAAGGUAAUAAUUUAACACAUGUGCCAUCAAAGGCCAUUGGAAUACUUAAAAAUCUAGAAAGACUUUCCUUGUCUCACAACCCUGUUGGGUCAAUACAUCCUUUUGCAUUUAAAGGACUUGACAGGCUUGAAUAUCUAUCUUUAAAAAGUGCAAAAAUAAAAAGCAUUAUCAUGAAUGGAUUUGCUGGAUUAAAUAACCUUAAAAAGUUAAUUUUAAGCCAUAAUGAUUUAGAACAUGUAAAUUCCAACACUUUUACUUCGUUGCAUAAUUUAAUGUACCUGCAACUAGACAAGAAUAAAAUAGUUAGCAUUGGUGAUAAUGCAUUUGAAAAAAUGGGAUCUUUUUUAAAGAUUCUAAAUCUAGCAUCUAACAACCUUACCGAUUUGCAGCCUAAAGUGCUCAAGCCUUUGGUUUCAUUAACUCAUCUACAGGCAAAUAACAACCCUUGGAACUGUAGCUGUACACUGCUUGGGCUACGUAAUUGGCUAGCAUUAUCUUCAAUCUCUGUUAAAAUCCAUUGUCAAGAUCCCCCAAGUAUGCGCGGUAGACCUUUGCAUUAUGUUAAAUGGACCGAAUUCACAAACUGUGCUAUCACUACCACUAAUCCAGAAACAGCCUGGAGUGUAGCAUCUGUAGGUAUCCAUCAUAGCACCGCCACUUUAGUGAUGGCAUGGCGUAUGGUAACCACAUAUGAUACACUUGUACAUUUGGAAAAUGCUGGAACUAAACGUGUUACUUUCUGGGGAAGAGCUCCAACCACAUCUGCCAGUCGAUUUCUUUAUGAAGAAUAUGCUGCUGGGAAUCCAUCAGAAGCAACAACAGUGUUAUCAGUAUUACCAGUGCAAACAGCUGCACAGAUUGUGCCAGUUAACUUGACCAUGGAACAGAAAAGUGAAUUUCCUCCAGAUGCUGCAUCUGUAUCCUUAAAAACAUCUCUAAUCUGUACACAGCAGGUGGAGAAACUGAAUCAGGCAUUUGACAUUUUAUUAGCCUUUUUCAUUUUAGCAUGUGCUGUGAUCCUUUUUCUAAUCUAUAAAAUUGUCCAGUUUAGACAGAAGCUGAAGAUGCUGGGAGACUCGGGGGAAAAGGGAAUAGAGUACUACAGUUCUUACCAGGCUGGUAGAUACAAUGUAACUGACCCAGUUCAGUCCCUACCUCAAAAUCCAAUGAGAAGUUCAGAAUUGGACCAAAUUAAGUUUAUCAAACGAACAAUGCCUGAAAGUCAGGCACAGGUCAUCUUGUUUGAACAUUCAGCAUUGUAA